UAAAUGAAACUGGUGAACACAGACGAUUGCAACGAAAUAUGACAGAACGGAACGAAACGGAAUGAAACGAUUUAGUGAUUCGAACCAAGAUGGUACUGGAAAGUACAAUGAUAUGUGUCGACAAUAGCGAUUAUAUGAGAAAUGGAGAUUAUUUACCGACACGAUUGCAAGCACAACAAGAUGCUGUUAAUUUGCUUUGUCAUUCGAAAACGCGUUCGAAUCCUGAAAACAACGUUGGUUUAAUAACGUUAGCUAACGUUGAGGUGUUAGCUACGCUUACUAGCGAUGUGGGCAGGAUUUUAUCAAAACUUCAUCAGGUACAACCAAAUGGUAACCUAAAUCUAAUUACAGGAAUACGAAUUGCGCAUCUGGCGCUAAAACAUCGUCAAGGUAGAAACCAUAAAAUGCGCAUUGUGGCCUUUAUUGGUAGUCCCAUAGAAAUCGAUGAGAAAGAACUUGUGAAAUUAGCGAAAAGAUUAAAAAAGGAGAAAGUUAAUGUGGAUGUGAUUAGUUUUGGUGAAGAAAGCAGUAAUAAUGAAGUAUUGGCAACCUUUAUCCACGCUCUUAAUGGAAAAGAUGGAACAGGCAGCUAUUUGAUCUCAGUUCCACCUGGACCACAUUUAUCUGAUGCAUUAAUUUCUUCUCCUAUACUUCAAGGAGAAGAUGGAAUGGGUGGCACAGGCAUGGGAGGAUCUGCCUAUGAGUUUGGUGUUGAUCCAAAUGAGGAUCCAGAAUUGGCAUUAGCACUACGUGUUUCUAUGGAAGAACAACGACAGCGACAAGAAGAUGAAGCACGGCGUGCACAGGCUAAUGAAACGACUACAAACAAACGAUCAGAAACGAUUAAAGAAGUACAUAAUGAAGAGGCAAUGUUAAAACGUGCACUUGCUAUGUCACUCGAAGGUGCAGAAGCUUCGUCUUCAACGGCCGACAAUACAGCUCCCACUAAUAUAAAUACACCCGAUUUUGCACGUAUGACUGAAGAGGAACAAAUUGCUUUUGCAAUGCAAAUGUCUAUGCAAGAUCAACAAGAACUUGAAUCCCUUAAAGAGGAAGCAAUGGAAGUUGAAGAAGAUUAUGCUGCUGUUAUGUCUGAUCCAGCAUUUUUACAAUCAGUUUUGGAAAAUUUACCAGGUGUCGAUCCUCAUUCUGAAGCUGUUCGUCAAGCCGUUGGAUCUCUUCAGCAAAAUAAGGAUAAAGAUAAAGAUAAAGAUAAAGAUAAAGAUAAAGAAAAAGAAAAAGAAAAGGACAAAGAGAAGGACAAGGAAAAGAAAUAAAAAAUUUGUGCUCAU
This is a messenger RNA of Eufriesea mexicana, 1292 nucleotides long. RefSeq names its product regulatory particle non-ATPase 10 (gene Rpn10). Bases 90 to 1277 code for a protein of 395 amino acids. NCBI's taxonomy places the organism in Eukaryota, Metazoa, Arthropoda, Insecta, Hymenoptera, Apidae. The transcript has 6 exons. Gene Ontology annotation, biological process: proteasome-mediated ubiquitin-dependent protein catabolic process. Gene Ontology annotation, molecular function: polyubiquitin modification-dependent protein binding. The record is from RefSeq and is a predicted model, not a curated record. Gene Ontology annotation, cellular component: proteasome regulatory particle, base subcomplex; cytosol; nucleus.